CAAUUUGAAGUCUUGAAAUUGGGCUCUGUCUCCUUAAGAAGCUCCUACUCUUUCCGACACUCCUCUUUCAGAGUAUCAUCACAAAGGUGUCUCUCAGUUAUGGCGUUUUCAGAUGUUUUUAAGAGUGUUGGACUGAGAAGUAGUUCAUAUGACGAGCACACCAGAAUUUGCAUUUCCACCAGGUGUUUGCUGAUUGGUGCUACUGCUAGUCUGGAGGAGUUAGAUACUGCAGCUGUAAGAAAAGCUUUGUGAGAGCAAGCAUUUAGGCACCCCCAAAUUGUUCCCGCAGGAGAUUAAAACAUUUCUCAAACAUGUAUGAAAGACUCAAAGCAACAAUUCAGGUCUGUUUUUGAGGGGAUGAAUAAUAUUAUACCAAGGUCAAAAAACUCAAUUUUACAUAAUUGCUCCUCUUUAAAAACUGAACUGUGAGACAGUUGCAUCAUUUCAUUGGUUAUGUUAUUAGUUCAUAUAUUUUUACUGUUAACUUUUAGAAGUUUAUUAGUUUCGUCAUUUUAUUGUUUUCUUAGUAGUUUAAUUUGCACAUUGAUAGCUUAGCGAGUUUGUUUAAAUAUUUAACUGUAGAGUUGAAUUGUUUUUGUUAAGAAACUCUUGUAUAUUUGAGAGUAGUGUCUGUGUUUAUGCUGCAUCUGGAUGUUCGAGGAACGCCAUGGAGUACUGGAUUUAAUUUUCUUGUGCCUUGAACUUGUCAUUUCGAUCUAAGUGUCUUGUUUUACUAAUAACAAUUAUUUCUUAAUUAUUCAUGACAAAAACAAGUCUCCUCUUGUGGCACAACGUAGAAGAAUAAACUAUUAAACAUAAAGAAAUGAACUAACAUGACAACAUAUACAAAAACCAAGAAGUAAGCACCAAAGGAAUGUGGCAGUUUCACCUGUAAGCCAUGUUCAGUGAAAUCUAAUACUGUCUUCUACAGGUUUUUCUUGACAGAGACAUGUUUCAGAGACACGAUGUCUCUGAAACAUGCAGUACAAUGCAGAGAAAGUUGUUUCACUAGUCUCCAGCAGUACAUCGAGUCUCUUUUUCAUUGAAUAUAUCAUUGAAAAGGAAUUUUAAAAAAAUGUUGGAUUCUUAGUAAGCAUGCAAAUUAGUUUAAAAAAACAUUAAACAUGUCUGGAUCUGCAAAUCAAGAUCAGAUUCUCUCUUUUUGAUACUAAAUUUUCUCAUAUACAACAUAAGAACCACUUUUUCAUGAUGAAACUCAAACAAAUUUUAACUUCCUGAAACCAAACUCAAAAUAAUUAAUAUAGGACUGAAAACUAUUGCACCUGGUAAAGUUUUCCAGUGCCAAACAGAUGCAUUGUCUGUUUUGGUGCCACAAUCUGUUGUAACUUUACAAGUGUAUUUCAGGACAAAGUACUUAUGAACACACAAGGUGAGAAAGGUGUGAAAGUUUAACUACAGAUUUCCUCUCUUCCUACUGUUAUCUUUUGCAUCAGUUUUUGUUGUGGAACAUUUACUUGUAGGAUAUUGCACAAUGUCUUGGAAUCCUUAACAGAGUUCAUAGACAUAUUAUAAUGGGAAAUAGUCAAUUAGUCCAACAAAAACAAGAAGAGGAUAACCUGUUUGUGUCCUGUUACCCACAUACACUUUAUCUGAUUUUGGAACAGCAAAAUUAAACUUGAUUUGCAAAGCAGCCAUCAAUGGGUUUCAAAGCCAACCCAGCAAAUCCACCCCUCACCCUGCCUCCCAGCACACUCUCCUCUCCGCGUCUGCUCAGUCAAGCACUGCACUGACUCUUUGCACGUCAACCAAUUUGGGAAACUCCAGGAGAGUGUUACAUUUCAGAAUUUGUUAUGGUUUAGAGUUAUGGGCAAUUGAAAACAAUGUUUUUUUGCUUUAUUCCUUCGAUGACGUACAGAUUUCCAGGCCGAUCAGAGUUGAACAUGGGAGAGUAACACUUCUGGAAAAUGACUUAAGAAAGCUUAUCUGUUGCAGAAUCUUUCGAAGUUUUUUUUUUUUUUUGCCUAUGUUGUUUUGUCACUGACUUGAAAAUAUUGUUACCUCAGAUGACAUCAGGUAAGUGUGCUAACCUGACGUUAUGUAAGACCGGAGAGACAAAAGGGAAGGUACGUUUAAAUAAACCAGUUGACAUGAAAGCCAGUGAUGAAUGAGUGAAAGAGAUGUGGUUAAACGCUGGGAGUUUGGAUGCUGGACGAUGGUGGGAGGAAAAUGAAAUUAAGCAUGGCACACAGAAAUGAGGAGGACUUAAUAUAAACAGGGAAACUGGGAAAUCAAACCUAAGCAAGACAGAAACAAACUAAGCACAACAAAUAAAUAAUAAACAUGAUAUAACUAAAAUAACUAAGAGUGGACUGAACCAAAGUAAAACAGAAAGAAGGCUAAUGUUGCAAAAAUAAGAGGAGAUAAUAAAUGAAUCGAACUACAAGUCCAGAAAAACUCUAAACAUCCUCAUAAAAGGCAUGUCAGACUGACAGUAAAAUUGUUCACUGAUGACAGUAAUUGAAUUUAAUGACACGUUAGGUUUUACAGAGCACAUACAAUUGAUAGUUAGUCGUGAUAAAACCGCAAACUCCAGUGAUUUACAUCUAUUGGUAAGUUUCCCCAGUUUUUUGCAGUCAUGUGCUGCUUCUAACUGGGUUUCUUCCAAAACUGCCCUUUAGUUUGCUCUAUACAUCCUCACAGCAUGAUGCUGCCACCACUCUGUUUCUCUAUGGAGUUGACGUAGAGAAUCCUUACUAAUUCUGCGACUUUUGGAGGCAAUUGUUCUACUGGAGCUUAUUUACCAAGGAACUGAACACAAAUGCAUUACAAAUAUUUGGAAAUUCAUUCAGUAUAAAACAAAUUUCCCUCCCACUUCAUAUUUUAGCAUCUUUCCACAUGUAAAUUGUGCAGGAGUCUCACACAAAAUAACAAAUCCAAUUGAAUAAGUGGAAUACUGUGGUUUAAACGUGACAAAAUGUGAAAACAUCUGCAAGGCUUUCUGGAUACACAUGUGUGCACUUGGGUUCUAUGCAACACACUUACGUGUAGAUGUGCGUCUCUUCAGAAUGAGCCGUGACCAUGGCAACACCAAGCCAUGAGUACCUUUUCAAAAGCCUGGCCUCUCCUUCUCCCUCUUUUAUCUUUCAGCCCAUCCUGCCGAUUUCGCUCCACACCAGCCAGCUGGGAGACUGGGAACAAAGCAAAACAGGAAGACGUCAGUUCCAGAACAUUAUCCUUAUAGAUUUUUAGAUGGUGUUAUGGAUUCAUCAUGUUUUAUUUUCCAAAUACUUGAAAAACUUGAGAAUCUGCCACAUUUUUGAAUUUUUAACCUCUUGAAGUGCAUCAGAUGUAUCAGAAAAAUGAUGAAGAAAGUGAAAAGACAGUAUAGAGCUUAAAGGAAACCCAUAGAGAUGCUGGGACAGGAAGUAAACAUGCCAUGGAUUGCUUGGAGGAUUUCUCACAGUGUCCAGCUUGUAACAAAGAAUAUGACGUUGCUUUGAUCUUACCUUGUUCUCAUACGAUCUGUGCUCGCUGUGUGGCAGCUGAAGAGGAAACCGGGUCACAUCCUUUGUGUCGGUCAGUCUGCUCGGUGCCGUGCCCCUGCUGCAGACAACCCGUAGAGCUGCCAUGUUGGACCUGGUCAUCUGCCGCCUCCUGUCUCCCUCAGCAUCCCACUCUGAGGUCUGAAUAUGCAAACUGGGAUACAGGCUUCAAAGACGGAUCAGCAAGGUCUCACCACGAACAGGAGGACAGUGACUGCAAAUCGACACUAAGCAGCAAAAGAUGCUCCAAUGUGCGCAGUUCCUUUGUAUUGCCAGUGGAUGGUGCUGUCGACCUGCUGGAAGAGGAGAUGGAGCGGAGUGUCUAUGGGCUGCGCUUCUCCCUGGACCCUUCGUCUGUCCCACCGCCCCUCCGUCUGUCCAACACCCUCCUCACAGUGACCUACGGUGACAGCGGUCCUUCUGACCCGCAUCCUCCGAUCAGAAAACCUGCGUUGACCCCUGACUCCACGUUGCUUCUUCCUCAUGUGAGCACUGAUGUCACCAUUGCUCGGGGGCAGUACUACUGGGAGGUGGAUGUCUGUAACAGCUCCGUCUACAGGGUUGGUGUGAUCUCAUCAGAUGGCUGUAGCGGCUGGUGGUUGGAGAGAAAUGUCUCGGCUUUUCAUGCAGUGUACGAUGGAAGCUGCGAGCCUAUCGGCACUGUCCCACCCAGGAUCAAAACCCUCGGGAUAUUCCUCAGUUUUGAAGGCGGGAUUCUGAGUUUCCACAACCCGCUGACCCAGGAGCAUCUUGUCACGCUGCCGACCCGCUUCAGCCCUUCCGGGGUGCUCCCGGCUCUGGGUCUAGGACAGGGCAAGCUGAGGCUACACUGCGGCCUCCCGACACCUCCUUAUGUGUUUCUGGGUAAGGACUCGACUUUUAGGGGUCCUUGUGGUCCAAAUCGUGUUUGGUGGCACAGAGCGGUUCCAUUCCAGUCAGUGAAAACAGUGAUCCAGAAGUUUGAGAAGCUGGCAUCAUCAGACUAAAAGUUUCUUUAUUCUUGGAUCAUCCUGUGGAGUCUGUUGAGACUAAAAGCUUCUAAAAGCUUCUGCUCACAGGGAACACCCACAGCUUCUCUGGCUGGUUUGAUGUUUAACUGCCAUUUGAAAGGCUAAUUUUCCAUCUUGGCGUGCUAUGGCUACCCUUUUUCAUUCUCUACUUGAACCCGGAGCUGCAAUUGACUCUCUCCCUGGGAUGCAGCCCUUUCUCCCAGCCCAACCACCCCCACUGAUUUGGGUUUGGGCCAGAAAGAGUCCUGGGUUAUAUGAAGUGUGAGGAAAGGGUGGGAUUUUACCAGCAGGACUCCUUGAUUUGUCUCUGUGUGCCGGCUGUUGGACAGUAGGUGUCCCACACUACGGAAACACACGUUGUGCAUAGCGCCGCUUUAAAGGUUUGCCCAGCCACUCGUGCAUUUUGGUGUGUGUUUGCGCAGGAGGAAACAAUGCGUGAGCGGCAGGGGGUGAGGUGACGAGGCGUGAGUACAGUGACACCAGUGGUGUUGACAUGGAGCGGCAAUGACAGGUGGUAACAUACAUUUAUCCCACCGCCUGUCUUCGAGGGGAGCAGUAGGGCCGUCCUUUCUGACCUUCUCGAAAACCACAGGACACCCAACGACUUCAAAAGAGCCAAGAGAAAGCAAGAGAACAGAGAGGGAGAAAGAGUAACAGCAUGCAUGUCAGCAGGUGAUGAAUUGAUAUAAAAGAAUAAGCCGAGAGAGGCUUUCCAAACGGCCUCCAUGCCAAAUAGGUAGAAAAGGUGUCGCAGCAGAAACUGUCCUUCAAGGAUGCAAUGUUUAAAAUGCAGUGAAGCUAAUUGUGACAUGUUUACUGUUUGUUUACUGAUGGUUAUGUGUGCUCAUUUUAUCAGGAAGAAGAUUCAACACAAAAGGUCACAGUAGAAAAGCUGUGUAACUGUGUUCGAUUUCUUAGCGUCAUAAGUUUGUAUUAAAAGAUUAGUGGAAACUGAUACUUGAUCUUAUCUGUUUGGAGCCAUAAAACAGUUUUUUUUGUGUGUGUGUCUGUAUUCAGUGGUAAAAGCUUUUGGCUCAAAAAUGGUGAAUGUUUGGGAGUGUGUGUAAUGCAGGACUGUGGUAAAGUGUUGAGAAAAAUGUUGUUAUAGAUAUCGUAAGGAUUAGCAGCUGGAGCUAAACAGAGCGUGUAAUUUAGAUGUUGAAUAAGGAAAAUAUAAAGCAGUAAUCCUGAAGGUUUUCCUCCUGUGAUGUGAUGUAUGUGAGUGUGUGUGCUUUUUUUUUUUCAUUUGUUUGUGCCAAACUCAAACCUUUUUCUAAAAGGCAUGAUAAUAAAUAAAAAGAUGUGUAACAUAAAAAAAUAAGAGUUUGCAAAGAUAUUCACCCCCUUCAAAGUGACAGACGUAGUUCAACGAGGCUCACCUUAGUAGGGCUUGUUGUCUCUCUGUGAGCAGAAUGGAGAUCACCUGAGUGCAAUGACUGUGUGUCUGGAAGGUCCUGGGUUAGUCAGAGCUUAUGUUUCUCGAAAUGCACUUGGAGCUUUUCGUUUCACCGUCUACAUUCUGUUCCUGUGCUGUUGUUUUAUAUUUUCUUUUUUUGGCGUUUAAAUUGUAGCUUUCUUGCACGGUGCUUUCAUUUUUCCCGAAGAAAACAUUCUGUUAAUAGCGUCUGUGAUUGUCUCAAUGUUAAUCCUUCUGGCACCAGAGACUACAAAUUAGAAAGAACAGAGCACGAACACAGCACCACUUGUUAGCAUUACAACAGCCAUUUGUCUGCACAAUAAGACCAAAACCAAUCAGUUCAACAUUAUGAGGUUUGGUGGAGGAUCAGAGUGUGGCCAAAAGAACAGAAUGAACUUUACAACUGAAUAGGAUCUUUUUUUUUUUUUUAAAUAGUGAAACAAGGCAUUGCCCAUCGAAAAUAAAACUAAAUAAAUGUUUUUUUCCAGAAAUCACUUCCAGACCCCAGAGAAACGUAGUAUUUCGCCUCCUGGAGAAAAAAUGCAGAUUGACUUGAAAAUAUUAUGUUUUACUGGAUGACAGCCUUUCUUUUAGAGAUUAGUAAAGCAUUUAAUGAAAAACCAAAACGUUAGAUCAGGCCUUUUCUUUUGGCAUAUAAUCAUUUUUUUUAUUUUCCAGACAUUCAGGUUAUAUUGUUCUUGAAUAUGUUGCUAGUUUGCAUGUCUUACAAGCUGCCACCUCAUCUCUUUGCUUUUUAUUUUAUGUGUGUAAUCACUGUUCAUGUUAUGGCAAAUUUACUAUGCAGAACUCAACCACUGCAUUUAUGACCUGAUUUCUUGGCCUUUGCUAUGCAUAAGGAACCAACAGCACUGGCAGGUUUCUAGGAGGUUUCAUAAGGACUCUCUAGAGUUUGUUUAACUUCAACCUCUAGAGAUAAAUUUAUGACCCAUGAGUUAGUUUCUCGUCACAGUAACCAGAUUUUUUUCUUAAUUUCGUAGAAGUGCAUUCUCUCAUUUUGCACCUUGAUCACGGACUGAAUAAAAAAGGUUGAGACGAUGAAAUCCGCUUUCCCGGUUUCUAAGCUGGUGCACAAAAAUAAAUAGAAUGCACAUUACUGUUUUGCCAAAUGAAGGGGGAAAAAAACGUACCACUUGUACUUUCAUCUUUGCGUUUUUUUCUGCCCUCGUCUGGAUCUCAACACACUCGUCUGGUGUGUUGGGAUCCGACUCUUUUGUUGUGACUCACAGUGACGAAUCAUCUUAUAAACUUUCCCCAUUUUUUUCCCCCCUCCGUCUUCAUGACUGCAAGCCCAAUCUGGUGCCGGCAACAAUUUGAACUUGGCACAACUUAUGUUCUCACUCGUUCUGUCUGUGACCGCUUGGCUUCUGAUUGGGUCAAGCCAAAUGAACAAUCCUCUCAAGGCUCACACUAAGCUUCCUGUUUUUCCGUGCCUUUUUGGGAACUCGAGUGUGUUUACCCAGAUCAUAUAAAGUGCAUUUUAAUGUUACCGAUAAUGACGACUUGAACAACGAGCUCUGACAUACGCAGACAACAUAUAUCAGGAGGAGCUCUGUAAUUAAGGGGAGCUUUUGCUAGUGUCUAUGGUGUUUGAGCUAAUUUUCCACUUGGGACCAUCAUUUUGUGGCUGCCUGAACUCGGUUAAGAUGGGAUAAAGAAGUGCUGAGUCAAAGAGAAGCUUGUUAGCCUGUUGCCUCUCUGGCCACUCACUGGAAAUGACUGUGUGUGUUGAUGUUUAACGGUUGAAGUAUUUACCGCACUAGUUUUUUUUUUUGUUUUUUUUAUAAGAAAUGCAUCCGCUCUGACUGCUUCUUGUAGCUCUCUCUGUCUGUCCUUGUUCUCUUUCUCUCUGUGUGUGGAUUUUUCAGCUUUCACAAAUAAAGUGUGUGGAAGCAAUUUGACUCUUGUAAACAGAAAUGAGACCAGAGUGAUGCAGAUUUCAAAGAGCCGACUGGAUGGGUGUUCGGGGCAAGGGGGUAGGGGGUAGGGGGGGUUGUCUGCCAGGAAGGAUGGAUAAUGCAUUGUGGCCUGUGUGCCUGAAUCUAGCAGCUUCCGCAGGAUGGAUUCUGGCUUUUCUGAACGUGAGCUUUAAAAGAAUCUACAUGUGGCUUAAGAGCUGACGGUUGAAAAUAAAUAAAUAGAACUCCAAGUGUUUUACAUAGUAGGAUAUUAAGAUGAUCUCAUCUUUACCAGAUUCUAAAAUUACUUAAAUAUGACGUCAGGUUUCCAAUAACUCAACAGAUUUCACACAGUCUUAUAUUUACAAAGCAAAGAUGAAGACAAUUGCGCAGUCUGUGUUUGAAAUAUUAAGCACAUCCCAUCCAAUCGUUUGUAAAGCAGACUUUGACUAAAAUAAACUUAAAGAUAUUUUAAGUCAUUUUCUGUAUGGCUUUAUCGGGAUCGCUGAGUCUGGAGUACUUUGGAAACAGAUGAGUUCAUCUUUGACUCAGAGGAAUGCCGGUUGUCCAAAUCACCACCACUCUGGUGGUGGGAACAUGGUGGGAAGAACUGUUCCCACCAUGUUGGGAAGAAUUGUUUGUUCUGCUGUUUUAUUUGUUGUAGCCGAUACAGAAACUAUAGCCAACCAACUCCAACUCUACUUUGGUCUCAUCGUUUUGACGGACGUCUUUUCUGUCUGUCUUCGUUAGGAUGCAAAUGUACAAACCUAAAAUGACCUGCUGUGUUUGUUUGAGAGAGUUGGAGAGUUUGAAUUUGUUACAGAAAUGUAUUAAAACAUGACAAGUUAAUAAGCAGGGUGAAAUAAUUACACUGUUCUUAUUUUGUGGCAGGGUGCUUGCUGGUAAAUAAGCGAUCCUAGUAGGAUGAAUGUUUUCUUUCUUUGUUUCCUGUUGAGGGCAGAUGUGCAGGCUAACAGGACUAGUAGAACAAAUGUGUAGAACAGCUGAUGAGCUCAUAUGAAGAAAGGUGAAUUUUCCAGGGGGUGUUUCUGAACUAGGGUGUGGCUUGGAGGUAAGAGAGAUGCUCUGCUUGAGGUUCUAGGCAAACUCCAAGUGAGUGGAUAAGGGACAGGAAAACAACAGGCCAGCCACUUCACAUCACUUGAGUUAUAAUACAAAAGGCCUGGAUUAUCUCAACCAAGAUGGAGAAUCUGACACAGCAUGCUGGUUCUCCUAUAUUCUGGCUUGAGAAAGAAAUAAUCUGCAGGAACGUGAGCAAUGGAACAGCUAGCAGAGGACAAAUCAGGAAGAGGUUUUCUCCUUGCCACUGUUUCAAACAAGACGUUCUUGCUCCUUCCUUUUUGCAAUCCUUCAUGGCAACAAAUAAUGCAAAUUGGAGUGUAGUAGAAAAAGAGAAGUGGCCGGCUUUGUUUUU
Poecilia latipinna (sailfin molly) is the source of this 9281-nucleotide messenger RNA. RefSeq lists its product as uncharacterized. The coding region runs from base 3398 to 4489 and encodes 363 amino acids. The transcript has 5 exons. The record is from RefSeq and is a predicted model, not a curated record. NCBI's taxonomy places the organism in Eukaryota, Metazoa, Chordata, Actinopteri, Cyprinodontiformes, Poeciliidae.